This is a messenger RNA of Glycine soja, 1209 nucleotides long. RefSeq lists its product as uncharacterized. The coding region runs from base 64 to 1020 and encodes 318 amino acids. The transcript has a single exon. NCBI's taxonomy places the organism in Eukaryota, Viridiplantae, Streptophyta, Magnoliopsida, Fabales, Fabaceae. The record is from RefSeq and is a predicted model, not a curated record.
UGAUUCUCACAUCUCAAUGUCCACACCUCCUUAUCUAUAUAUCUUUAUACCUUAUAAAUCACAAUGACCACUUCAAACCUUAGCAUAUCCUACCAUAUUGGCACAACCCCAUCAUCAUCAUCAUCAUCCAUGGACUGGUUCUCUUGGCUAUCCAGAACCACUCUUGAACCUUCCUUAAUCUACGACUAUGGCCUCACCUUUGCCCGCAACGAGCUCCAAUUGGAAGAUGCUUGCUACUUCAACCACGAGUUUCUUCAGAGCAUGGGAAUCUCAAUUGCCAAGCACAGGCUAGAGAUUCUCAAGCUUGUGAAGAAACAAGAAGGAGGAGGAGCAGCACGGCCCAAUAAGAAGCUCUCUGGGGUCAUCAAAAAGUGCCUAAGGAAGUGCAUGAACAAGUUUGUUGUUUCUCAUGAUCAUCAUGCAGUCAAACACAUGCCAUGCUCCAUGGUGAAUGUGUCAGUGCCGCCACCACUACCACCACCACCACAUGAGAUUAGUUGGUACCAUCAAGGGAAAUUAAAAGGGUCACUUGUGAGGAAGCAACAACAAGGGAGUGAGGAACUUAAGGAAGAAAAAAAAGAGAAGCCUUUCCCUGUGCCUCCUAUAUAUAGAAGCAGAACCAUAGCACUUUCAGGACCUUUGGAAUAUGGUGGUAGAAUGCAUCAUGAGAAAAUGGUCCACAGCAGGGCCUUGAAGCUAUCUGGACCACUUGAUGGAAGAAUGCAUGAGAGAAUGAUGAUGAUGAAUAGUACUAAUAGUAGAACCCCUUUAAUGCCUGGGCCUUUGGAUGCAAGAUUUGUGGCCACAACUAAGAGUCCAAGAGUGUCUGGGCCUCUGGAUCCAAGAGUGUUGGUUGAGAAUAGAAGCCCGAGACUGCCACGGCCUUCGGAUGCAGCAAGGGCUGAAACUGAGAGCCCAAUGGGUUACAGUCCUUAUAACAAGCCCAAAGCUGAUUUUGAUUUUGAUGAUGAUGAUCACACCCUCUGGCCUUCACUGUUCCAAGAUCUCAAACCAACUUGAUUUUGUUUUGUCAUUUCUUUUUUGGUGAGUGACGCUUACACCUUUAAUUUUUUAAAUUUUAUAGAUAAUAUCAUAAUAGGAACGUAACAUCUAGCAACUAUGAUAUGAAAUGUCAUGUUUUGCUGCAACACUUUCUUGUAUUUAUUCUACAGCCACUGGUUUAUACAUUAUUAUUUUUUGACAACGGCA